This is a messenger RNA of Acanthoscelides obtectus, 984 nucleotides long. The record is from the annotation of a GenBank genome assembly. Lineage: Eukaryota; Metazoa; Arthropoda; Insecta; Coleoptera; Chrysomelidae.
UAUCACUCCUGUCAACUAACAAAUCUGUCAUUUUGACAAAUGUCAGCCAUUUUUGUUUUUGAAAGCUUUUGCUUUUGGAAAAAAUAACUUGUUCACUUGGGAAAAAUAUAUUAUCAUUCUUAAUCAUAACAGUAACAAUGGCAUCGUCUCUGGAAAAUCUAGAAACUCAACUGGAGAUGUUCAUCGAGAAUGUCCGACAAAUUCACAUUAUCGUAAGCGAUUUCCAGCCACAGAGUCAAAACGUUCUGAAUCAAAAAUUGCAAGCGUUGGUGCAUGGACUACAAGAAGUCGACAAACUGAAAUCACACGUUCAAGACGUUCAUGUGCCCUUGGAGGUUUUUGACUACAUCGAUCAAGGCCGUAAUCCACAGUUAUACACCAAAGACUGCAUAGAAAAAGCCCUAGCAAAGAACGAACAGGUCAAAGGAAAAAUAGACGCUUAUAGGAAAUUUAAGGCGAAUAUGCUUGUGGAACUCAGUAGGACAUUUCCAAAUGAGCUAAAUAAGUACAGAGCGUUGAGAGGGGAUGAAUAACCAUUGUUGAUUUAGAUGAAUGAUUUUCACAUGCUGUAUUUUAGACACAAUUUUUGAGUAGGGGGUUGAAAAAAUAAAUUACAAAAUAGCUUCAGUAAGUUAUGGUAUAUGUAUUAAAAUCCUCAGAAAUUGUAUAAAAAAUUGAGUCUAACUUAGCUCAAGCAUCUGAUCGGUGUUCAAACAAUGAUUAUGGUUUUUAUUUAUUGAAUAAGCACACUUUCACAAACUUGCUGUUAGAAUAGAACCUAGUAUUAUGUGCAAUAAGUAAUUUUUUACUUUUAAUAAAAUGCUACAUCCACUUCCAAGUUGACAUCAGUACUGAAUACCUACACCUAUCCAUUUAUAGUUGUUUCAGUUAAAGAACAUUUCUCGUGAAUAUUUCAGGCACAUUUAGUUGUGUUCUGUUCUUCUAUUUCUUAAUCAGGACCUUUCUUGAAAAAUUAAAAAAGAA